CUCUACCUCGCUCAUUUGCUAGUAGCAGCGGUGAGAGGAGAGUGGCCGCUGCGCUGCAUUUGCCCUUCCCCCUUCUUGGCCUCCGAUCCCCGGGCUGGGUGCCCGUCUGUCUCCUCUACGGAGCCCGUGAAUCUUCUGCGAUCUCGUUACACGGCCUGUAGCUUUCCCCCUUUGUGGCCUGAAGGUUGAGGCCCGCUUCGGCGUCUAUUCCCUGGCUUGAGGGGCCUCCCAGGCCAGAUCCGGUACCGACUCUCCUGAUCUGUUCGCCAGGUUUCUCUCCUCAGUCCCGCCGCCCCUCGGGGGCCUCUGCCCGCCAUGAGCUACGGGCGCCCCCCGCCUGAUGUGGAGGGCAUGACUUCCCUGAAGGUAGAUAACCUGACCUACCGCACGUCUCCAGACACGUUAAGACGGGUCUUCGAGAAGUACGGGCGGGUGGGGGACGUCUACAUCCCCCGGGACCGCUACACCAAGGAGAGCCGCGGCUUUGCUUUCGUCCGUUUCCACGACAAGCGCGAUGCCGAGGAUGCGAUGGACGCCAUGGACGGCGCAGUGCUGGACGGCCGAGAGCUCCGCGUCCAGAUGGCCCGUUACGGGAGGCCCCCGGACUCCCAUCACAGCCGCCGGGGGCCGCCGCCGCGCCGGUACGGAGGUGGCGGCUACGGACGCCGCAGCCGCAGCCCCAGAAGACGCCGCCGCAGCCGAUCCAGGAGCAGGAGCCGCUCUAGGUCCCGCAGUCGAUCCCGCUACAGUCGGUCCAAGUCCAGAUCCCGCACACGCUCGCGAUCUCGCUCGACCUCUAAGUCUAGGUCUGCCAGGAGAUCCAAAUCCAAGUCGUCAUCCGUCUCCAGAUCCCGAUCCAGGUCGAGGUCCAGAUCCAGGUCUAGAAGUCCCCCACCAGUCUCAAAGAGGGAAUCUAAAUCCAGAUCCAGGUCUAAGAGCCCCCCCAAAUCUCCCGAAGAGGAAGGAGCUGUAUCCUCUUAGGAAAAUGGUAAUGUAGCUGGAAUGCUAUGCAAUUUGCAUGUUACUUCAUAAUAGCCCUUAAGUGGGGUGUAUCGGGGUAGUUCUUACCAUAUUAACAACCUGAAUCAAGUGACUCGUAAUGGGAGACACUGUUCGCUUUUUGAGCAGACUUUUCAGUUAUUUGGCUAGGGAAAUAAAUUUUUGCAGAGGACAUAUUUUUAUGUUUUGUUGAGAGAUUAAUGGUUUGGUUUUAAUGAAAUAUUGUAUGAGACGCAACCUAUUAAUGAAAAUGACUUUCUUGCUGUUUUUUAUCCAACAUCUGCAUUUUCCCCUUUAAAGCUGCGGUCUCCUGUUUGCUAAAAGAAUAUUGGCCAGUAUUGCAGAUUUUAACUGAUUUGGCUGAUCCUCCAGGGACCAGUUUCUGUGGGCGUGUAUUGGAGCAGGUUUGUCUUUAAAAGUUAAAGAUACACUAUCCUUUUGUAAUGGAACAUCAGUUCAGUGGUCAUUGUACUGACUGGAGGUAAAAUUAAGUUCUUAUAGAAGUGGCAAAUGCAAUGCAAUAAAAAAAUGGAAACUAGUUUUUCCUCAAACGAACUUUAGAGGCUUCUAAGGAUAUACUGGGUGGGGAAAGGAUAGUGUGUCUUUAACCCCUCAAACUGUUUGGUCCUGUUUUUAAAAUGGAAAUGGGCCUAAGAUAGCUGUAAGGUUAAAUAAUUGUAUGUUAAAAUUAAUGAUACUGUCUCAGAUUGUAUUGAAUGCCAGUUGGAAGAUAAAAUUAAGUCUAAGUAUUACAAAAAAUAUUAGUUUCUAUAACUUCUUAUAUGGGCUGAAUUCAAGUUAAGUGUACGAUUUACAGCCUGAUGCUUGCUCUUCACUAACUCAGUUUAAACUAAUGUGACUAUUAAAUGCUUCUUCGCUAUCAACUUUGAAUUUCAAAUUUGGCCUUUGAAUUAGAGGUAAUGUGGUGACAAAUGGGGGGAGGUGAAGCACUAUACAUAAUCCUUAAUAAAACUUAAUUAAAUUAGGCAAGGCCAGUUGAAUCACAACCAGAAGCAUACUUGAAGUCAUCCCCGUAAUUGGGAAGGUGCAUGGUGGAAAUGUGGCUGAACUGUUCUCUCUUCAAAUCUAGAUGCAUCAGAUAAAUGAGAAAUCUACAUAAAGGACGCCUCUGGGGGAAAAGAUCCUAUGAAUCUUCAGUCCAUUGGAGAGACCCCAGGCACAAGCAACCAGCUUUUGAAAAGGUUAUUUUGUAACAUUUUUGUCUAACUUUUUACUUGUUUAAGUUGAGCCUCAAAUGGCAGACUUUACAUUUUAUGUGCCAUUUUGUUGCUGUUAUUCAAAUUUCUUGUAAUUUAGUGAAGUGAACGACUACCGAUUUCAUUAUUGGCUUGGAUAUUUGAGGUAAAUUUUCAUUUUUGUUUAUAUAGUGCUGGCUUUUGUUUGACUUUAAAAAAAAAAAAACUGAUGGUAACUUAAUUUGUUGCCUCAAGUUUCAUGUUGCGGAAACAUGCAGCCAUUACAUGCCGAGUAGCUGACUGUCAAGGAAGUGUUCUCAAUUUGCCUUCAUUCCUUAAAUAAAAUUCUGCAAAACUUUUUCAGAUGUAAACUUCUUGUAAAUGCUAUUUGCUUUGAAUUUAAAUAGUAUCGUCUAUUCCACAUUUGUAUAAAACUUUUCAGGUGACAGUUGAUUUUGAAAGGAUUGUUUUAUCAGACUCAAUUCUAAUCUCUUCUCUUAUGUAUUUUUGUGCACUAGGCGCAGUUGUGUAGCAGUUGAGUAAUGCUGGUUAGCUGUUAAGGUGGCGUGUUGCAGUGCAGAGUGCUUGGCUGUUUCCUGUUUUCUCCUGAUUGCUCCUGUGUAACGAUGCCUUGUCGUGCAGAAACAAAUGGCUGUCCAGUUAAUUAAAAUGCCUGACAACUGCACUUCCAGUCACCCGGGCCUUGCAUAAAAAUAAUGGAGCAUACAGUGAGCACAUCUAGCUGAUGAUAUACACACCUUAUUUUUUCCAGAAUGGUAAAUCUUACCAUCUUCUUUUAUGAACUUGCAUAUAAGAAAUGUAAUGUUAAGAGCAAAUGUUUCAUUCCUUUGUAAGUACUGAUUGGUGUAUCUUUUGCUUAUGACAUUAUGUACUAUAACCACUGUCCCUGUAGUUAUUAAACAUUUUUCUUGGUGUUAACUUUUCUCAA
This is a messenger RNA of Malaclemys terrapin pileata, 3144 nucleotides long. It is a transcript of the gene SRSF2, whose product is annotated as serine and arginine rich splicing factor 2. Bases 316 to 981 code for a protein of 221 amino acids. Lineage: Eukaryota; Metazoa; Chordata; Testudines; Emydidae. The transcript has 2 exons. Gene Ontology annotation, molecular function: RNA binding. The record is from RefSeq and is a predicted model, not a curated record.